UCAAACGCAAUACAAGUAUCGUCACUAUAAAAGAGGCUCGCAUAGUACCUUGCUGUAGCUGCCGGCGAUAGUGACAUGAAUUGAACGCUGUUGUCAUCAAGAUGAGAACGUUUGUCUGCCUUAUGCUGAUCGUUACAUGCUGCACACUUGCUGAAGGUGCAUGCCCAGUUGGUUUUCAUUACUAUGGCAACUCGUGCUACUGGUUUUCACAUAUAAAGGGAGAUUUUGCUGAAGCCGGGUCGAUCUGCCGGUUCUUGGGCAGCCACCUGGUCGUCAUCACAGGUGCUAGCGAGGAUGCCUUUAUCAGAGGUUAUGCAAUACGAACAGGCAAGGGUAAGUUUACCAUACCAGACGCAGAUCAACGAUUUAUCAUCUUUAAUAUGCAGCUAUACUUCCAUAUGGAUUGGGGUUUUGUGAGAGACUUCUCUUAACCGGGAUGUACACUUACAUGACAGAGACAGGAAUUCAUUUUGAGGGUUUCCAUUGGCGUUGGGAUCCAUUUCGUU
Molecule: messenger RNA, 506 nt
Organism: Haliotis rufescens (red abalone)
Lineage: Eukaryota; Metazoa; Mollusca; Gastropoda; Lepetellida; Haliotidae
Product: perlucin-like
Exons: 3
Coding region: 102-431 (109 amino acids)
Source: RefSeq, a predicted model, not a curated record